AUGUCGUUUGGCGAGGGCGAGGGCGAGGCUGCAAAUGGGCCUCCCCGCAAACGACAGAAGCUCUCUUCAAAUCCAAACAUAAACUGCACAACCACGACAGACGACAACAAAGUCAACAUGGAUCACAGAUCUAGUAAACUGGAUGUUGUCGGCGAGACUUCUGAUGGGAAGGAAGCUGAGGUUGGGAUUUUGCAUUUCGUCAAUGCUUCUAAUCCUGGAUUCUCGGGAGUGCUCAAGCAGAGAUACACUGACUUCUUGGUCCAUGAAAUUGCCCUGGAUGGGACUGUCAUUCAUUUGACAGAUGAUCAAGCACCAAAAGUCAAUAUUGAUGCACGAAAGGCCCCACAGAUUCAAUCCAACAAGCCUGUCCCAGAGGCUGCAAGCGCCGCUCCCCCAGCAGCUGAAGAGAAUGAAGCCAAGCCUGCUCCGAAAGCCUCCAAAGAGAAUGUUGCUCCUCAACCAUCUUCAGAUUUUAAGUCCGAAGCCGGACCCCUUACCGAACCCCCUUCUACAAAUGCCCCCGGAGAGCCAUUCACUUCAACCGAAACCCAGGACCGAAUCAAGCCCGAAGAGUUUCAGCUACUUAUCGGUUAUUUCGGCCAUGAUCUGACAGAGAAGAUCUUUAAGAUGUACCAGAGUAUUUUAGCAAAACCUAGUUCAAAAGCCUCUACUUUUGGCACUAUCCAAACAGAGCCAAUCACCGACAAGGAGAUCCGUGGUCGCAUUCAUGGUGAUAUUCGUCGAAUCUUCAACUCGAAGUUAGAGACCGAAAUGAUCAACGAAGGUAAGAUCUUGAUCGCCGCCACCCGUGGAGCAAUGAGUCAGAACGGCAGAUACCAAAACCCACGCAAUCAACCCCGUGGUGGUCAACCCCAAGGCAAAGUCGGAUGGGAAGAGCUCGGUGGACAGCAUCUACAUUUUACGUUGGAGAAGAAGAACAAGGAUACAAUGGAAGUGCUUGGCUACUUAGCCCGUAUGAUGAAGAUGAAACCCAAAGAGUUCACUUUCGCGGGAACCAAGGAUCGCCGGGCUGUCACGGUACAGAGAGUAAGUGUUUUUAGAAAACACGUAAAGGAAUUGGUUAAAUACAAUUCUAGUCUGCGAGAUGCUCGCAUUGGCAACUUCGAAUACAAGAAGAAUAGAUUGGAGUUGGGUGAGCUUGGUGGAAACCAGUUCACGAUUACUCUGCGAGAUUGCCAGUUUCCUAAUGAAGCUGGCUUGGACGAGGAGGCACGAUUGGAACUUGGACGCACUCUUGUUGGGGAUGCCGUCAAAUACCUACAGGGGAACGGGUUCAUCAAUUACUUUGGCUUGCAGCGUUUCGGUACCUUUGGCAUCGGGACCCACCAAGUUGGAAUGAAGAUCUUGAAGGAGGAUUUUGAGGGCGCUGUAUGGGACAUUCUGUCGUAUACCGAUGAGACCUUAUCCAUGGGGCUGUACCCCGAGGAACAUCCGGAGCCUCUAAACCGUAUUAACAGGGAUGAUGUUGACCGGGCGCUUGCAAUCAAUAGCUUCAAGAGAGGAGGAAAAUCCCAAGAUGCUCUACGACGCUUACCCAAGAAAUUCCACGGUGAGGCGUCGCUCAUCCAAGCACUUACCGGUAACCAUAAGAGUGAUUUUGCAGGUGCGCUUCUCCAGAUUACCCGAGGUCUGCGUACGAUGUAUGUUCAUGCAUAUCAAUCGUAUAUUUGGAACAUGGCUGCGAGUAUUCGUUGGGCAAAAUAUGGUACUAAGGUCAUUGCGGGUGAUUUGGUGUUCGUUGAUACGCCAGCUCAAAUUGCUUCUGCUGCCAAGGACGAAGUUGAUGAGAAUGGCGAGGUUGUUGUACGUCCUGCGGCUGACGAUACGGCUGUUACUCAUGACGAUUUGUAUCAGCGUGCUAGGCCUCUUACUGAUGAAGAGGCUAAGAGUGGCAAGUACACCAUCUUCGACAUCAUCCUACCUACCCCUGGUUUUGACAUCGAAUACCCCGCAAAUGAUAUUGGGGACUAUUACAAGGAGUUCAUGGGCAGUGAGCUUGGUGGAGGUCUCGAUCCUGCCAAUAUGCGCAGAAAGCACAAGGACUUCAGUCUGAGUGGUAGCUAUCGACCGCUGAUGGCCAAGGUUGGACAGGAUCUGAGCUUCCACGUCCAAGCGUAUCAUUCCGAGACUGAGCAAUUGGUUGAGACAGAUACGGAGAAGCUGGAUAAGUUGAGGCCAAAGAAAGCGGGCUGGAACAAUUCCAAUCGCGAUAGCAACGCCAACAAUACGGAGAACAAGCCCUGGGCUGCUCGUGGUCAGUUCAACAAUUCUAGGGGAGGUCCAUCAAAUGGCCAAGGAAACAACUGGUCCACAGGCCAGGGAAGAAAGAACUACGUUGGCAAGUCCGAGGAAGCCACUCAAGUCCCAAGCGCUCUCAAUGCAUGGAAGGCUUUACCGGAUAAGCUUGCAGUUGAGGAGAAGGCUGCUGCAGAGGCAUACGAGGCGCAAAAGCUCAUCGCAAAGCCCAUUGAUCCCAACACAGUCCCACAACCUUUAAUCAAAGACACUUUCAUCGAGACAACUCCUGGAGAUUGGACUAAAAAGACGGGCAAGAAGACAACCGCCAUUCAUGCUGCUCAGAAUCAGAAGCCCAACAAGGAUGAGGAACAUGAUGCCGGCAUUCCCUCCUUCGAUGGCGCUUCUGAUUCCAAGCCGGGAAGCCCCGCCAAGAAGGUCAAGGAUGCGCUCAAAAGGCUCGAUAAACGAAGCUCUACUAACAAUCUUUCUGCGUCUGGUGCUAACGACGACUCGCUUUCCGAUAACACGGAGCUCACUCCCCAAGAAGCAGGAAUGAUUCCUACCCUACCAGAGCUCAACGUCAGAUCCAAUGUCACGGCAGCGGAGGGUUACAAACCACAUCAAACUGAACGAGCUGCCCAGCAUGUGAUAUCAACAUCUUCCGUCUCUGAUACUUCUGACGGGGGCGUGAAGCUGGGCGGUCACAGAGAUGAGGCGGACAAGAAAACCGCAUCUGUCUUGCGUCCCGAUGAGAAGGAGUUCAGCAUCAAGCAGGAAAAUGCUAGUCCCAAGGAGCCAACUUUCAUGCGAGCCAGCGCUGAAGAAUUCACCCCAAAGCAAGAUGUUCAGAUGUUGGACAGCGCUGAGACUGAGCCAUCGUCCAAGCGACCAGCUGAGGAAAUCACGCAGGAAGCAGAAACACAGCGAGCGAGAAUCGCAGUCGUCGUUAAAUUCGCUCUUGGCUCCUCGCAAUACGCUACCAUGGCACUCCGCGAGCUCAUGAAGGCAGGUGGAGUGAAGAACUAUACGCCUGAGUACUCUUCUGCUCGUUGA
This is a messenger RNA of Lachnellula hyalina, 3312 nucleotides long. RefSeq names its product Multisubstrate pseudouridine synthase (gene PUS7). The coding region runs from base 1 to 3312 and encodes 1103 amino acids. Gene Ontology annotation, molecular function: RNA binding; pseudouridine synthase activity. The transcript has 3 exons. NCBI's taxonomy places the organism in Eukaryota, Fungi, Ascomycota, Leotiomycetes, Helotiales, Lachnaceae. Gene Ontology annotation, cellular component: nucleus. Gene Ontology annotation, biological process: pseudouridine synthesis. The record is from RefSeq and is a predicted model, not a curated record.